Lingula anatina is the source of this 1746-nucleotide messenger RNA. RefSeq lists its product as uncharacterized. NCBI's taxonomy places the organism in Eukaryota, Metazoa, Brachiopoda, Lingulata, Lingulida, Lingulidae. The record is from RefSeq and is a predicted model, not a curated record.
AUGAUUGCACAAGACGAUUUCAAUGCCGCCAAGACCACAGUGGUGGUAGUGACCGGGGUCAACCUGACCACCUAUACUACGUCUACACUGGACUGGUUGGUUAUCUCGGAGGCCAACAUAUACACCAUUAUUGUAGCCGCCGCACUGUGGUUGAUAGCCUGUAUAGUGCUCUUUGUUGGAAUUGGGGUGAGAAACCGCUGGUGUUUUAUUCCUUGGCUGAUAAUGAUGGCGUUGCUGUCCUUGUACUAUCUUGUCAUCAUCAUUCUUCUGCUGGUCUUCACUGUGACCUAUCUGUAUUGGUGGGUAGUUUACUGGUUGGUAGUUGUCCUUGCUCUGGGCUUGAUGGCUCUUGAUAUCUACAGCAUAGUGUGUGUUGGAUUCUACUUCACCCAGCUUGCAAGAAGAGAAGCGAAAAAGAAGAAGCUUCCCAUCCACCUCUCCGACCUGAUCGACUCCCGGAACUCCCCUGUCUACAUCUACCCCCAGAGCUCCCACCCGGGCGGGCACUCUCUCAGGGGACCCGUGUACGUCUACACCGACUUCCCCAGGGGUGGCACCCUACCCAUACGCAACGGGGGCUACCCGCCGUACCGAAACUUCUCCAAGAGCCGAGACUACGAUGGCAGACGAUACUGAGAGGAUAAUUGACUUGAAUAUGGACUUAUGUAAACAUUUGAUAAAACUGUGUAGCGCAUUAGAAUUUCCGGAGGGAGCGCAGACGAUAAUUGGUUGGAAUUUGAACUAAAUUAAUUGAUAAAAAAAAAAUUCGCUCUGCGGAUAACACAACAGGCGAUAAUGAAAUGUUUGGGGAAUAGAAUACGGUGAAGAGGAAAUGUAAUUUUUUUCCUUCGCAAAAUAUUGAAAAAAAUUAAAGCAGGCGAUAGAAAAAUGUAGUUGCAUCUUAGGACAAAGUUGAAUUUAUGAGAAAAAAAGAAUGAAAUCAUGUUGUUGUGAGUCGGUGAAAUAAGAUUACUCAGAUCCUGGGAUUAAAAAGGACAACACAAGAGCGAGAGAGAGAGAGAGAGGGGAAUAGCCGGAGAGAGAGAGAGAGAGAGUGAGAGAGAGAGAGAGAGAGCAAGGAGAAAAAAGACCGGAGAGCUGAUAUCACAUGCGAUGUAUAAUGAGAAAUAUUGGACAAUUCUGAUAGUGCUGUUCGCCAUUCUAGGAAGAAAAAAUAUAUAUCCUUACGCUGUGUGCUAUAAUAGUCAGUGAUGACGAAUAAUGGUAUUUUCCCGUAUAAAUGGAUUGUUUGAGAGUGCUUUACAAAUAAUGAUAACAUAUUUUUAAGUAUUAAAAUUAUUAAACAAAAAAAUUAAAAACUAACAUUUAAUCGUUCGUGAAACAAAACAAAAGACAGAUAUUUGGUUUCUUGGUUUCUUAGCAAAUUCAAAUUAAAAAAAAUAUUGUAAUGUUUCACGUUUUUUAAUACUCAGGGUUUAUAUGUUUUAGUACUACAUGUAGUAAUGUGUGGAUUUUGUUAUUUUUUAUUUUAUUAUUAUUAUUAUUUUUAUAAGAUGUUCAUUGUACUGUCGCCCAUCUUGGAGUUUCGUUUCAAAAAUGUGACCGGUUGUAAUUCGCUAUAAAGAUGUGAGCAGCAUAAUAUACACCAUCUUUAAUCACACUGUUGUGCUUUAAUGAAAUAAUAUAAUAUAGAAAUUGGAAAUUAUUUGAGUUUGUUUGCUUCAUUCAAAUGGACUUCCAUUAAUAGCUUUACUAAUGAUAAUAUUUUGUAUGUUGGAGCAGAAA